Molecule: messenger RNA, 5469 nt
Organism: Bubalus bubalis (water buffalo)
Lineage: Eukaryota; Metazoa; Chordata; Mammalia; Artiodactyla; Bovidae
Gene: WDR97
Product: WD repeat domain 97
Exons: 21
Coding region: 11-5341 (1776 amino acids)
Molecular function (GO): protein binding
Source: RefSeq, a predicted model, not a curated record
CGGUUUUGAAAUGGAGUCGGAAGUGUUGGAUGCAAGCAACCCGUAUACAGUAGGAGGCGACUACCUGAUUCUAGACCAAGACCCAUAUGAGACCGACAUUUAUGAAGUUCCGGACCCGGGGCUCCUCAAGGAAGAGAGGGAGUCGUCAUUUUCGGAGCGGGCCCCACAGCUUUUUACCAACAACUCGCAGUGGCAGAACAUGGCUCAGAGUGCCCGUGCCCGCCAGCUGUGGCUGCUCCUGCGUACAGGCCUCCAGACCUUUGUGGAAAAGGAAAAGAGAGCUGAGCUGCAUGUGGCGCGCUUGACGCACGGGCUGGAACCCCUGCGGCGCCUGGAGGUGGCAGCCGGGCUGUUUUCGGUGGCACAGGACCCCGUGGGCAGACGCUUCGUGGUGCUGGACGGUGCAGGCCACCUGCACCUGCACAGAGAGGAUGGCUGGGCACAAGAGAAGCUGUUGGCUCCAGUUGCACUUACAGGGCUAGUGGCGGUGCUGGGCCCUCUGGGCACUGUGGGCCGCUUUGUGGGCUGGGGCCCAGUGGGGCUGGCCAUACUAAAGUCCGACCUUAGCCUACUGUGGCUGAGUAAGCCAGGGGAGCAUGGGGUGCCAGGCCACGAGCCCAUCUGCUGCCUGCCGGUGCCAGAUCCCGGGCUGCUACUGGUGGCGGAGGCAGGCGGAAGCCUGGUGCUCUGGAAGUUCCGUUCAGGGGGCCGCUGCCUGGUUCCCCACAGGUCACCUCUGCAGCUACCGCCAAGCAUCUCGGGUGCGCUUGCGCGUCUGGCUCUGGGGCCUCGGUCUCCCCAUCACGACCCAUGCUGCUUCGCAGCCUAUGGCUCAGCCGUGCUCACCUUUGAUCUGCAAACCUGGGCUCUCACAGAUGUGCGUCGGAAUCUGCACAAAACCACCAUCUUCGACCUGGCGUACUGUAAAGAGGUAGAGGCCAUGGUGACAGCUUCCCGGGAUAGCACGGUGAAAGUGUGGGAGGCUGACUGGCAGAUCCGCAUGGUGUUCGUGGGACACAGAGGCCCGGUGACCGCGGUGACCGUGCUCCCGAACACAGCCCUGGUGGUGUCGGCUUCACAGGACGGGACGCUGCGCACGUGGGACCUUCAGGCAGCAGCGCAGGUGGGUGAGGUGGCACUCACCUGCUGGGGCCGAGGCGUGCCGUCGGAGAGUGUGAGCCGUCUGCUGGCCCCCGCUGGCCCGGGCUGGCCCUUGCUCUCCUUGGAGGCCCGCAGCGUGGGGCUGUGGCGUGCGCGGGAGCUCUACUCGCCGUUGGCGCAGCUGUCUGCGCCGGUGCUCCACCUGCAGUUGGCGCCGGCGCUACCCAAGCCCACCGCCCCGCACGUGGCGCUGCCCGCCCGCCUCGUGUGCGCCUGCGCUGACGGCUCGGUGUACCUGGUGUCAGUCUCUGGAGGACGCACCGUGAGCGCGCUUCUUCUGGAGCCCGAGGACUGCGCAGCUGCCGUGGCCUACUGCCUGCCUCGCGAGGCGCUGUGGGUGCUGACGCGCGCCGGACACCUGCUGUGUGCCAAUGCAGCACGCUCCCCAAUGCGGGUGCUGCGCCGCCUGUGCCCGCCGCCGCCACCCGCGCCCCAGCCCUGCUGCCUGCACCUCUACAGCCACCUCACGGACCCCACCAGCGCGUUCACCAACUGGGAGAUAGUGUGCCAGUACAAGGGCGAGCUGUGCCGCGGCGAUGUGGCCUGGGCCUGGAAGGACAAGAACCGGUACCUGCCCGUGGUGGGGCACACUGAUGGCACCUUGUCCGUACUCGAGUUGCGCUCCUUGAAGACGGUCUUCCGAACGGAGGCACACAGCCCGGGCCCCGUCACUGCCAUCGCGUCCACCUGGAACAGCAUCGUGUCCUCUGGGGGAGACCUGACUGUGAAGAUGUGGCGCGUCUUCCCCUACGCCGAGGAGAGCCUGAGCCCCCUGCGCACCUUCUGCUGCUGCCACCCGGCGGUGGUGCUCUGCGCCCUUGGCAAGCGCGUCACGGUGGGCUUCGAGGACCCGAACAAUGCCACCUAUGGCCUGGUGCAGUUUGGCCUGGGCAGCAGCCCUCGCUAUGAUCACCGGCCCCAGGACGACCCCACCGACCGCAUCACUGGCCUGUGCUGCUGUCCCACGCUCAAGCUGUAUGCCUCUUCCAGCCUGGACUGCACCAUCCGGAUCUGGACAGCGGAGAACAAGCUGCUGCGGUGGGCUGGGGAGGGGUGGGGGCAGGGAGCAGCUGCCUGGGUUUCCCGCCUUCACCCUACCGGAGCCCGGCAGCUGGAGGGGGUGCAGGGGUGGCCGGGGCCUUGCCUCUGUUCCUGCCUUGGUGUUCUACUCAGAGAAGCAGAGCUGGACUCCCACCCUGAACCCCCCUCCAGGCUCCUACAUCUGAACGGUGCCCCUCAGGCCCUAACCUUCUGCAGCAACAAUGGGGACCUGGUCCUGGCACUGGGCUCCCGCCUCUGCCUGGUGGACCACAGAUUCUACCUGCCCACAUCUUACCUGCUUAAGAACCUGUGCCAAGAGGUCCCUGAUGGGGUGGAUGAUCCUCCACUGCCGCUGACCAGCCCAGAGUCACUGACUGCAGCCCAGCUACAGAGGCUCGCCAACCUGCGUGGGGUGGCCAGCCUCAGCACAGCCUUGUGUUUCAUCCAUCGCCAGACAACAGCUCCUCAGCAGCCAGUGUUGGAGGAGGACUUGGAAGUCCUGGUUGCCCGGAACCAAGACCUUCAGCAAUUGAGACUGGGGCUGGAGAGCCCGGCAGCCCGGCCCCAGCUGACUUGGCAGCAGCGCCAGCAGGCCUUUGAUAACUACCUACAUCUGAUCUACGGCCCAGGCAUGCUGGUGAGCAUGGGGCCGCCCGGGGCCUCCCUGUGCCCUGGGCCUCUGACCUGCCUGUGUGUCCCGCACGCCUCCCAGGGUCUGGAUUCUGAAGCAGAGCCCCAGCAGCAGUGGGGCACGGUGGCCCUCGCAGUGGAAAAAGAGACCUGGGACCCAAGUGCCCAGCCCAGAGAUGGCCCUGCUCUCGGGGGCACUGAAGCCCCACCACUGCAGGAUGUGGGGACCCUGGGCAGGCGCUUUGCCUGCCCGCCCCGAGUCCCCUUGCCUCUCCCACCCACCUACCGGAGGGUGCACAGCCGAGCAUCCCAGCUACUGGCCCGCUCCUCCCUGAGCUGCGAGCUGGGCCUCAGUCUGGACCUGCAGCUGCAGUGGGAUCAGCUCAGCAAAAAGCCUCUGGCCUGGGAUCCACCGUCCCCCAACCUGGGGCAGAGCAGGACCUCCCUGCUGCCGCAGAGGCGGCCCCAGGAGCUUCUCUCCAACCUCAGCGGCUUCUUCCCUGCCACCAUCCAUCCUUACAAGUACUGGCGGGGGCCCAUCCGCUUCCCGGGCUGCGUGCCCAACUCGGUGGUGCUGCAGCAGAUGUGGCUGCCCGAGGAGGUCAGCGGCCUCGGAGCCCUCGGCGGACUCUCGGGCAGCCGCGAGAGCAAGCAGCACAGGGGCCAGGAGGACCUGUGGCUGGUGCGGGGCAUCAGGCGGCGCCACACCAAGCAGCAGCAGAAGCUGAUCCAGUGGCUGAGGGAUGAGGAGGACGAGGACGAGGAGGAGCCGGACCUGGACUGGAGCUUGGAGUCCCCGAGUCCCCCGCACAGGCUGCCCUCCGACCCGCUGCUGGUGCCCGUGAGGCUGCGGGCGCAAAGCGCCAAGGACCCUAUCCUGAGCCUCAAGGGCACCCACGAGGACACCGCCAAGAUCGAGACCUACCUUCACCACCCCCAGUUCCACUAUGCGCAGUUGCUCUGGGAGCAGCGCUACGGGCAUCUGCCAAAGUUCCUGCAGUUCUUCGUUGAGCAGAACUGGUUCAAAAAGCUCUUCCCCAUCUUCACCCUGCAGGCCUACCCCAAGAUGGGCACGGUGGAGGGCCUGGCCUCGGCAUUCAUGGACCUGCUGGAGGAGGCCUCCUGGGCUGACCGCGUGCAUGUGCUGCGCGCGCUGCUGCGGCUGCUGCCGGACCUCAGCAGAGAGUUCUGUAGCCGGCUGCAGGGCACCCUCCUGCACUUGCUCAACCUGGAGCAGCCCCCCAGCCUGCAGGACCGGGUCCAGAAGCAGUUUGUGAUGCUGGCACUGCAGCUGCUCCUGGCGUGCUCCCUGGAGUCUCGCGAGGUGGUGGUGGAGCUGAUGUCCUACUUCCUCUACUCGCCAGCCCCCUUCCGGCCGGAGCUCCGGAGGCUGCUGGACGGACUCGGCCUUCAGGACCCACAGGGCUUCCUGUUCAAGGAAAUGAUGACCUGGGUCCAGGGCCCAGACCCCGAGUCCAAGGCCACACUGCGCAGGCGCUGCUGCCAGAAGCUGGAGGAAAUGAUCCAGCAGCUGCAGAUGGAGACCAUGCAGCUGUCUGUAGCCAAGAUGUCAGAGGUGCUGCCCAAGGUCUCAGAGACUUCAGGACUUCACCCCCCUUCUAAAGAGGCCCUGUUGCAGAUCUCGAUGCUCUCUGGGGCAGCUGGUCACGUCUCUGUGACAUCCUCCAAUGUCUCCCAGACACCCUCUCUGGUGGUCUCAGCGGGGGUGUCAGAUUUGACCACCCUGGAGCCCCAGGCCCAGCAGACGCUGCCACAGCUGCACUUUGCUCGGACCCGACGUGCACUGUCGGAGACCCUGACGCACUUCUGCCUCCAGCCUGAGGUCGUCUUGCGGUCCUCUGCGCCCGCCAUACUGCCCCAUGAGAUGCCGCCGCAUGAGAUGCCGCCCCAUGGGAUGCUGCCCCAUGAGAUGCUGCCCCAUGAGAUGCUGCCCCUGGCGCAGAUGGUCUGGUCACAGUCCAAAAUGCUGGACCUGGGGCCCAUUGAUGCACUCAACUUCUUUUGCGAGCAGCAGUGCAUUCGGCAGCAGGGGCCCCUGCCCGAGGAGCCCUACAGCCCACUCCCAGGCCCUCCCCUGCCCCCGCAGUUCUGUGGCAUGGUGCUGCCACACUCCCCGGAUCCCCGGCACGACCGCAUCCUCCGGCUUCAGGAGGCCAGGGUCCAGAGGUGUCCCAUGAGACUGAGGGGUGAGUGGGGUCAGGGAUGGAAAUCGGACCCCGGCCCAGCCCAGUUCCUACCAAGCAUCCACCCCACACCACAGUCUCACCAUCCUGCCGGCCCCCCAGGCCGAAUGCUGUCCCGGCUCUGCGUGGACCGUUCCCUGGACAGCACCAUCCGCAUACUGAAGCUGCCACUGCCUCGGGUGGAAUUGCAGCCUUUCCCCCCAGACUGGCCCAGGUCUGCCCGUCCGCUGCCCCCACGGCUCCUGCACCCUGCCCUGCAGCGCUACUUUCUGCCAGAUGACACCAACCCUGACAACUACCGCUGACCCAGCGAGUGGCCUUGGCCUGGCCCUGGCUCCCCCUUCCCUCCAGCAUGAAGACGCAGCUCUCCAGCCAGCUGUCUGCCCCAGCUAAGGCUCAGGGCUGGAAUAAAGUCCAGAGGCCACAACCCUCA